Molecule: messenger RNA, 2995 nt
Organism: Oryza sativa Japonica Group (Japanese rice)
Lineage: Eukaryota; Viridiplantae; Streptophyta; Magnoliopsida; Poales; Poaceae
Source: RefSeq, a predicted model, not a curated record
AGACGAUAAAACAUGUAUAGUACUUUACGUGUGACUAAUUUUUAAAUAUAUACUUCACGGAGUAUAUAUAAGCAUAACCCUACGCUAUCUACUGAACCAAUUUACAAAAACAGAAUGGAGAGAGAUUAGAGAACCGUGUGAAUUAGCACAGAUAAGACUUCUUAUACAAGAGAUGACAUGCCUAAAUAUAUCACGCUACCAACUUCCUCCCUCUCGUUUCAGGGAGACGACGAGAGAAGCUGCGGCUAAGCUGGUGCCGCCACCUUUCACAUGGAAGCCGCCGCUCCCGAGAUAGAGAGGUGCGACGCCGGCGACGUGGAGUCGGACCACGACGGCGCCGCCGCCGCCGCCGAGCGCGUGCCGCCGUGGCGCGAGCAGGUGACGGCGCGGGGCAUGGUGGCGGCGCUGCUCAUCGGAUUCGUCUACACCGUCAUCAUCAUGAAGCUGGCGCUCACCACGGGGAUCAUCCCCACGCUCAACGUCUCCGCCGCGCUCCUCGCCUUCCUCGCGCUCCGCGGCUGGACGCGCGCGCCCGCCCUCCUCCUCCCCGGCGGCGGCGCCGCCUCCUCCUCCUCCCGGCGCCGCCCCUUCACCCGCCAGGAGAACACCGUUGUCCAGACCUGCGCCGUCGCCUGCUACACCAUGGGAUUCGGCGGUGCGCGCCCCGCUACUACUUCCUGUGGGUUCGGGUCGUCGCUGCUGGCUCUGAACAGGAAGACGUACGAGUUGGCCGGGGUGAGCACGCCGGGCAACUCGCCGGGGAGCUACAAGGAGCCCGGGGUCGGGUGGAUGACCGGAUUCCUGUUUGCGAUUAGCUUCGUUGGGCUCCUUAACUUGCUUCCACUCAGAAAGGCUUUGAUCAUAGAUUAUAAGUUAACCUAUCCAAGUGGGACUGCAACUGCUGUUCUUAUAAACGGAUUCCAUACCCCUCAAGGAGAAAAUAGUGCAAAGAAGCAAGUCCGCGGAUUUCUGAAUUGCUUUGGGAUCAGCCUCUUAUGGAGCUUCUUCCAGUGGUUCUACACUGGUGGAGAGAGUUGUGGGUUUCUUCAAUUCCCUACCUUUGGUCUAAAGGCUUGGAAACAAACGUUCUAUUUUGAUUUCAGCCUCACAUAUGUUGGUGCGGGAAUGAUCUGCUCACACCUUGUAAACCUCUCCGCGCUCUUUGGCGCAAUACUUUCUUGGGGGAUAAUGUGGCCACUGAUCAGCAUACAAAAGGGUAAGUGGUAUCCUGGAAAUGUUCCUGAAAGCAGCAUGACAAGCUUGUUUGGUUACAAGUCCUUCAUGUGUGUAGCUUUGAUCAUGGGGGAUGGCCUUUACCACUUCAUAAAAGUAACAGGUAUCACUGCUAAGAGCCUGCAUGAACGAUCCAAUCGUAGACAUGCUAAGAAAGCGACAGAUGAGGAUACAUUUGUAAUUGCUGAUAUGCAGCGUGACGAGUUCUUCAACAAAGACUAUAUUCCAAACUGGCUAGCGUAUGCUGGAUAUGCCUUACUGAGCAUUGUUGCGGUAAUUGCGAUACCCAUAAUGUUCCAACAGGUGAAGUGGUACUAUGUUGUUGUAGCCUUUGUGCUUGCUCCUGUGCUGGGAUUCUCCAAUGCCUAUGGAACUGGGCUAACUGACAUGAACAUGAGCUACAACUAUGGCAAGAUUGCUCUCUUCAUCUUUGCAGCUUGGGGAGGGAGGGACAACGGUGUCAUUGCUGGUCUUGUUGGUUGUGGAAUAGUGAAGCAGCUAGUACAAGUCUCUGCUGAUUUGAUGCACGACUUUAAGACUGGUCAUCUGACAUUAACAUCACCAAGAUCCAUGCUUGUUGGGCAGGCCAUUGGUACAGCCAUGGGCUGCAUAAUCGCUCCACUGACUUUCUUGCUCUUCUACAAAGCAUUUGAUAUUGGGAACCCUGAUGGAUACUGGAAGGCUCCAUAUGCCCUGAUAUUUCGAAACAUGGCCAUUCUUGGCGUCGAGGGCUUUUCUGCACUACCAAAGCAUUGUCUUGAGCUGUCUGCUGGCUUCUUUGCAUUUUCUGUGCUCAUCAACCUUAUGAGGGACUUCUUGCCACGCAAGUACAGGGAUUAUGUGCCCCUGCCGACGGCAAUGGCUGUGCCAUUCCUUGUUGGUGCAAAUUUUGCUAUUGACAUGUGUGUGGGAAGCCUGAUAGUCUUUGCCUGGCACAAGAUCAACAGCAAGGAGUCUGCGUUGCUAGUGCCAGCGGUUGCGUCUGGUUUUAUUUGUGGAGAUGGUAUAUGGAUGUUCCCUUCUUCCCUGCUUUCCCUUGCUAAGGUUAAGCCACCAAUCUGCAUGAAGUUCACUCCCGGAAGCUAGAGAAACAGGUGUUUCCUGGAUGCUGAGUUCGACAUGGUAUGAUAGGUAAUGGAUAGACCGGCCUCUGUAUCUAGGAUGCACAAAGCAAACCAUCACUUAUUACAAUAGUUCCACGCUGUUUUGGAAAGAUAAAAAUGCAACAAGUUUGUCAAGUACUCCCUCCGUUUCAAAAUGUUUGACAUCGUUGACUUUUUAGCACAUGUUUGACCGUUCGUCUUAUUCAAACAAAUUUGUGAAAUAUGUAAAACUAUGUGUACAUGAAAAUAUAUUUAACAAUGAAUCAAAUGAUAUGAAAAGAAUAAAUAAUUACUUAAAUUUUUUUAAUAAGACGAAUGGUCAAACACGUACUUAAAAAGUCAACGGUGUCAAACAUUUUGAAACGGAUGGAGUAUUAAAUAGGCACCAUUUUGGAGGUUAUCUGUUGGUGCCUUGAAAAUCAGUUUUUCUCAGUAUUUCCAGAGGGAAGUGGAUCUUAACUUCUUCAGACUACUGUUACCGGUUGUGUAUUGUGUUAAGUACAUAAUAGAGAACUUGUAGUUCUGCAUCAUUUUGAAGGAUAAAUAUGAAUAGAGUACUAUUGCCCAACCUCCUGUAUUUAGUUAUUUUAGUUUGUUUUUUUAGAUAGUUGCUACACCAAAGAAUUACAGUAAUUAAUAGUGCUAUGACCUUGCAAGUA